Messenger RNA from Penicillium digitatum Pd1, 639 nucleotides. RefSeq lists its product as uncharacterized. The record is from RefSeq and is a predicted model, not a curated record. Lineage: Eukaryota; Fungi; Ascomycota; Eurotiomycetes; Eurotiales; Aspergillaceae.
AUGGGUUCUGCUGCUUCAAAGCCCGCUAAGUCAGCAGUUGGCGCAGCAUCACGGCGCCAGUACCCCAAACAGUCGGCUCCUCCACCGAGGGGCCUGCGCAAAGCUCCGAAAGAAACCAAAGCAGCGUCUGCACCUACGCCUACCCCCGCACCCAAGCCCACGGCUAGUCCCUCGCCUGCUAGUGCACCUGCGCCUCCCUCUCAAGGUCCAACAUACCAUUCAAAGGAGCAAGCAUCCAGCGUGAAGUCUGAUGCUAUUGACCUGGACGGUCGAGAUCCUGACUUUGCCGCCUCCCUCCGGUCAAUAGGCCCCGUCAACCCAUCACCUACGUUCUCGAACUCAAGUACCUUUAACCUCCCUGGAUCAAAGCAAAUUGUCUUUCCACAUGCUUCCAACCCGGCACUCCUAGUUGUCACUGCUCGGCAGCGUCUCACAGAAGCUGCCGAAAGAGAAGCUGAGUACUUCGGUUAUGCGAAUCACCCGGGGAGAUCGUUCCUGGAUGCCCUGACUAUCCAACAGGUGUUGACGAUGCGUGAUAGGCAGGGUAUGCGUCGUGGGGAUAUUGAACGGUUCCUCGGGUUGAAGAAGGGGGUUUUGGAGCGGUUAGGAAAGGAUGAGAUUGUGUCGCGCAUUACGUGA